Cladocopium goreaui is the source of this 1389-nucleotide messenger RNA. The record is from the annotation of a GenBank genome assembly. Lineage: Eukaryota; Dinophyceae; Suessiales; Symbiodiniaceae.
AUGCGAAUGAUCUCUGAGGACGAUUGUCUGAGUCCAACUUCAACAGCUCCAGAACCAAAGGCCUUGAGAGCAAUCCAUUUGCAGCCAGUGUUGAGACGUUUACUUCCUGGAUGGAACAAUUUGAACCCACAGGUCUAUGCAUUGACCACUCGACGUGCAAGGUUUGUGGAUACUACACCUUGCCCUGCAGGUGAGAUGAUGUGGUUCAGGACAACGCUGGUGUUUCGGGAUGCCCAAGGAUGGGAGCUAUUGGAGUUUGGAGAGCCCAUUUCAGAGUUGGAAGACUUGGAGGGCAAGAUAUAUGCCCCAGAAUCUGUGAUAGAAGUUCUCACGAUAGCACAUGCGCACAACGUUGCUUCAGAACAGCUUGGUUUUACUCUGCUGGAUGGAGAACAGGCACCCUACUUUGACGCAAAUGUCUUGGUUGGGCAAGCUGGUGAUGAUGAGCCAGGUGACCAACAAGAAGGUCCACAGCCUGUGCAGGAAACCCCAGCUGAAUUGCCUGAUGCAGAGCCGUUGGAUGAAGAGCGCAUUGACUGUAUGCGUCGCAUGUUGGAGUUUGUGAAGACUCGUGAGCUCAUGGAAGCCCAAGCAGUGGAGGCAACUCUCAAAAAGGAUUCAGAACGUGUUGCGAUCCCUCAGAAGAAACCUGUCGAGCCCACGGAGUCCAUGAAGCAGGCCCACAACUUGGUGCAUGAUGGUGAGCAAGAACCCAUUUUCACUGAUGAGGGCAUGGAAGAGGCCGUAGCAGCAGCAAAGCGUGCUUCAAGGGCCCAGUCUAUGAAUGUGGACGUGCCUCAGACCCCCGUCUAUGCUGAGGACAACUUGCCUCACGAUGCCAAAAGCUUGAGCACACGCUUUGUACGCACCUUGAGAGAGAAGAAAGACAAGCAAGGCAAUGCUAUCUGGUUGCGUCGUAGUCGUUUGGUUGCAAGGGAGUACACAUGGUUGCAGCCUGACAGAGACGCUCUUUUCUCACCGGCUACUUCGAACAUUGCCAGCCGUAUUUUGCCUCUUUGCUUUUUGGCCCUUCGAGAGCACCAAGACACGAUGAUGUUGGCCAUUGAUGUCAAAGACGCUUUCUUGACAGUCAAGCGAGAACAGCCAACUCGUGUACGUUGCACAGAUGCCUCUGGGAGAAGUGUCUCAUACAGUUUGUGCCGUGUCCUUCCAGGUCGGCGUGAUGGCAGUCUUUUGUGGCAUCGAGACUUGGUCAAGUUUGCUGGUGAAAGCAGCCUUGGGAUGGUAGAGUUUGAGGCCUAUCCAUCCAUCCUACGUUCCAAACUUGGUGACUGCUUGUUGAUGAUUCACGUGGAUGAAAUUUUUGUUCGUUGGGUCACGCAAAGCAGUCACAGAAGAGCUGAUCCCACAUAUGCAGUCAAGGUAUGA